GAGAUUCUGCGAGAGCAGCUGGAAGCUCAUCAGGUGUGGUCGACACUCGCAUGUUCUGAAUCUUCUCGUCUCUUUUCGUUGUUUGGAGACACCGACGAGCUCAACAAGCCUGAAGCAAGUCAGCAACGAGCCUCCAACGCUCAACUAAAUUGAAAACAACAAUUGAACGCGACGCCUCAACUUUCCUGAUGCUCUUGAAGGCUUCAAUGAUGGAACUUCUGAGGAGCAGGAACAUCUCCUAGUUGUCCCGCCGUAUUUAUGUUGACCGGUUCCGUGCUCGUUCCUCGUCGGAAGUUAGCAGCUGAAAACUUUGGACUCGGAUCGCCAAAGUGAAACUGAAAGCCAGCGUGAUGCCGGUGGAGAAACCCAAAAGUCAAUGCUGAUCGUAGUGUGAGUGUGGCGACGGCGGUGACGAUUGUGGACGAAGUUGGACAGCGAGGAGUCGGGAAUGGCGGGAAAGGACUACAAUCACCUCUUCAAGCUGCUCAUCAUCGGCGACUCCAAUGUCGGCAAAAGCAGCCUGCUGCUUCGCUUUGCAGACAAUUCCUUCUCUGGAAGUUAUAUCACCACCAUUGGUGUGGACUUCAAGAUCAGGACGAUGGACGUGGAAGGGGAGCGUGUCAAACUGCAAAUUUGGGACACGGCCGGGCAGGAGAGAUUCAGGACCAUCACCUCUACGUAUUACCGGAACACGCACGGCGUGAUCAUCGUGUACGACGUGACCAAUCCCGAGUCGUUUGUUAAUGUCAAGCGCUGGCUCAACGAGAUUUCUCAGAACUGCGACAGUGUCUGCAAGGUUCUCGUGGGGAACAAGAACGACGAUCCGUCCAGGAAGCAGGUGGACAGCCAAGACGCGAUGCGCUUCGGGGAGUCGGUCGGGGUGCCUGUGUUCGAGACCAGUGCCAAAGAAAACAUCAACGUGGAAGAGAUGUUCAUUGCCUUCACUCACAUGGUCCUGCGGGCCAAGAAGCAAAGUCAGAACCGGGCCGAGCGGGAACGUGAGCGGGAGAAGGACACGGUCAACAUCAACGCGCAUCGGGAGCGGGACCGCCGGAAGAGAGCCAAGAAAUGCUGCUGAGUGGAAAAGCACAUUUUAUUCUUUUUUUUUUUUUUUGCCUCAUCAUCUCCCGUCCGCACUGACAACUUUAUUGGCAACUACUGUACACUCAGCACACAUGAAUAAUACCAUUAAUACAUACUAGUGCUGGGGCCACACUCACAAAAUAUACUACUAAUGCAUAAUAAUUUUGUUUUAGAUUAAAAUCAAAUUGCUACAAAAGUCAAGGCAUUUUUUUAAGACUGAAGUCGUAAAUUUGCCCAAAAGCCUUUUUUUGUGUGUGACGUACACGCAUGUAGUAAUCCAUCUUUUUGAAUGUGAUACCUAGAAAAGCCAGAAAAUAGCGGGUCGGCGCUUGUGCUCAGACGAGAAGGCCAAAGUCCGGAUUCAAACGCUCAACUUCAAAACUGUGAACCGUUCAUGUGCUUACCGCUCCAUCAAUGUAAUUGUACAAUAUUGAAAAUUCACAAUUCUGAAAAGACCUCUUCAUAUUUGUCAAUAUUUUUACAUCAAGUAUUAUGUCAAUUUAAUAUUUAAAAUUCUAAAACAUUUUAAUGUCUUGUUGAAAAGGUAACUUUUUUUCUGCCCAAUUUCACUUCCUGUACUGGAUCAACUUAAGUGUGUGGUCUCCUGUCAGUGUGGCCCUAGUACCUUUUUUUUUUUUUUUUUCCAUCAACUUGAACCAAAGCGUCUGUCCAUCUUCUUGACAAUUGAAAUCCACGUAGGAUCGAAUCAUCCUGAGGGUGGCGCUGACAUCUUUGUCUUGACGUACUCGUAAAAGACGAAAGGGGACUGUGGCAGAACAAACGUUUUAUUUGCACUUACUGUGUGCCAUAAUCUGUGCACACACUUAACACAAACGUGACCAGUGGCCUAACUGUGUUUUUUUUAAACUUAAUUCUGUUGCUUAGCAACUGUACAAAUAAAGUCUUGAAUCCAAAA
Messenger RNA from Syngnathus acus (greater pipefish), 1999 nucleotides. Its product is annotated as ras-related protein Rab-35. Gene Ontology annotation, biological process: endocytic recycling. Gene Ontology annotation, cellular component: plasma membrane; endosome membrane. The record is from RefSeq and is a predicted model, not a curated record. Gene Ontology annotation, molecular function: GTP binding; GTPase activity. The transcript is spliced from 7 exons. Bases 449 to 1078 code for a protein of 209 amino acids. Lineage: Eukaryota; Metazoa; Chordata; Actinopteri; Syngnathiformes; Syngnathidae.